UCUCUCUCUCUCUCUCUCUCAUUUUUAUAUAUGCACGGUUAGCUGCAUAAGAAUAUUCCGCCCUAACCAUGGUAAAGUGACAAACAUUGCGCCGUUGUAAAGGGAGACGUCACCCUCGGCACCACCAUGGAGGCCGCCUUGUUGAUGUUUGAAUUUCAGGUGUUGCGCGAUUUCCUCGUUUCUGCUGUACCAGCGAAGGUAAUCAACAUAACCACCUCCAGCUUCAUCUAGUCACCCUGCAAUGGCCAGCAGGACACUAGAAGCUGGGGAUGGGCUGCGAGGGGAGCUGGACAGCCUGGGGUACCGAGAACCACUGCCCCCAGAUGCCCUUCCCCUCGUCCGCCGUCUGCUGCUGGAUCUGAAAAAAACGAAGGAAGCGGAGGGACACUGCAAGGUGCUCUUGGCUGAGGCUUGUGAGAAGUGUGAUGUGUUGGAGGCCAGCGUGGGUCCCUUCCAGGAGGAGAACGGCCGCCUCCUGACGCAGAUCAACAAGCUACACAUGGCCAACCUUCGUCUCAGGGAGCAGAAUGAGAAGCACGACAAAGAGCUAGAGAACGCCGUGGAGAAGUUAGCGGAGGAGAACCGAGGUCUGAGGCUCCUGGCGGGGGAGUACCAGCGGCAAAUCGAGCAGCUGGAGGCCGAGAGUCGCAAGAAGGGGGAGAGGAUACUGCAGCUUCAGGAGAGGAACCUUCGGGCUGUGGUCACGACUCCGGGAGGGGGCAAGAGGCCCAUCGCUCAGCAGAGGCAACGUCUAGAAAUCACAUCUACGCUUCUUCCACACAACAGCAACAUGUCUUCCUUCAAGUGUUCAAACUGUGGGUGUACCACGGUCCAUGGCCCCAACACCAGCAACAACAACAAGAAAAACAAUAAUAAUGACAGCAACAAGAGUGGCUACAACCACCACCACCACUGCCACGACAGGGACACCAACACCAGCGACAGCAACAAGAACAAGAACGGUGACAACAAUGACCUCUACCUGGCUGACCUGCUGAGGAUGACGGACCACAAGCUGCUGGACCUGCAGAGGGAGGUGGAGCAGAGCCAGCGACACGCCAGGCAGUAUGAGAACGAGUGUGUCACCUUGAAGAAACAGAUUGCAGGACGAGAGGCAGAGAUCAGCAGGCUGGAAGGGCUGCUGGAGGGGGGCAGGUCAGCAGCAGCUGUGGUGAGGGACAACAGGCUGCAGGCUGCCCAGUCACACCUCCACCAGCUGCAGCUACAUAACGACCUGCUCACCAAGACCAACCUGCAGCUGGAAAACAAGCUCAAAAACAUCCUUGGGGAGACACACGAGGCGAUGACACGUGCAGUGGAGCUUGCCGAUGAGAACACUGGCCUGACCCACGACCUCCACGACGCAGAGAGCACCCACCGCUUGCUGGAGGAAGACGCUCUCUCAACCGCCCAGUCCCUCUCCCACCGACUCCACCACACCAGGAGCAAGUUGGCGCAGUGUGAAGGCGACCUGUCUGAGCAGCACCGCAUGUACCACCUGAUGAGGGACGAGAGGGACCGCCUGCAUGGGGAGCUCGUGCACACCCGCCACCAGCUGUCUCGCCUCACCCACGAACACACCCGCCUUCUCACCCAGCAUGCACCCCUGGAGGAACAGCUGCGGAGGGGACAGGAGGAGACGAAGACUCACCUGGACCGCAUCAAUCACCUGACCCUUUCAUUGCAAGAGGCAGAGGGGGAAAAGCGUAACUUGUCAGCGGACGGUGAAGCGUUACGCAUGACCAUCGUGGAGCUGAAGGCCCAGAAGGAAGCCCUGAACCGCAGCCUGGCGCAAGUCAAGGAGGAGAAGGAGGCGGCCACACAGGGGAAGGAGUUCUAUGCAGCCGAGACAGAGAAGCUGGGGCGGCUCAAAGGGGAGGUGGAGCAGGAACGAGACUACUACAAGGAGGAGUCUGCCAAGUACCAGUCCCAGUCCUCAGCCAUGGAGCAGGAGCGAGACCUCUACAGGGAGAAGAGUGCCGAGCUGGAGCGUGAGAAGCAGCUGCUGGAACAGUCAAGGUCCUUCCUUGGGGAUGAUGUAGCCAAACUUCAGUCACAGCUGCGUCAGGUGCAGCAGGAACGUGACUACUUCACUGACCAGCUGAACCAUACUCAGGGCGAGAAGAGGCAAGCUGAGCGUGAGCGUGAAUACUACAGCGAGCAGGUGGUGCAGCUGCUGGACCUGCUCAAGACCAAGCCCUCCUCCACCCCCUCCACCCCCAUGCAGGUGUCCCGGCCUCGACCCAAGACUCACUCACCAGAAACAGAGUUAGCGCGGCUGCAGUAUGAGAGGGAUGUGUUUCGGCAAGAGCGUGACUUUUACAAAAUGCAGUACCAGUCCCUCAAGAGCCAACGUGAUGUGGGUUCUGGGGGUUCCCUCGCAUCUGGGAGUCUACCGGGGGCCACAGUGACCACUGCUGGGGCCCCUACCACUGCUACCACCAGUGCUGCUGCUGCUGUUACCUCACCCACAGGCAUUGGCCCCACCACCACCACUACUGCCGGUGGUGUGCCAGGGGUGGGGCCAGUGUCCGGUAGUCCCAGGGGUGUUGGAGCUGUAGGAGCACCGCCGCCCCGGCCCCUCAGUGUGCCCAUUGGGGCAGCUGACGUGGAGACCAUACGCAGGGAAAGAGAUUACUUCAAGCAGCAGAUGGAUCACUUGAAGCAGCAGAUGGAGUACUUCAGGCAGCAGGCUCAGAGUGCCCGAGCUGCCCCUGUCGUGCCUGGGCUGGGCAUGGCCAUGGACAGUGACAGGGCCUCCAUGCGGGGACCACUCACUAGGGGCUCCUCUGAACCCUCCCCGCCCCUGGACACCAGCGAGCCUUCAGGACCAACGCUACGGGGGGAGCUGAGAGCCUACCAGCAGGAGAGGGACUUCUAUAAGCAGCAGUAUGAGAACCUUAAAGCCAGCAUGGCCCAGCCCCACCCUCAGGCAAGGGGGCCUGAGGAGGUGGACAUGAGUGGCAUUCUGAGGGAGCGGGACACCCUACAGCAGGAGAGGGACUUCUUCAGGAGUCAGUACAACGACCUGUCUCGCAGGAUGGCACAACUCACUUCCACGGGGCCUACCAUCUCACAGACCCUGCGGCAGGAGAUGGAGGCCCUCAUGGCGGAGAAGCGAGGUGCCAAUAUUGCCCGGGUCGACCUUGAGAGCCAGGUGAGGAUUCUGACGGAGAGACUGGCGGAUUCUGAGAGGGAGAAGGCGGAGAUAGAUUCCCACACCAGAGACCUCCACGCAGCCAUUGAGAAAUUGCAGGAUGCUGCCACUCAGAGGUUCCCGCCCUCCACGCAGGCCUUCAUCCUGGAGGUGCGCAAGGCCCGGGAUGCUGCCAUGGGUGACCUUGACAAAGUGAAAAAAGAGCGUGAUCAGCUCAGGGAGAGGCUAAGAGCAGCCACCACCCAGCAGGUGAGGGAGAAAGCAACGCUAGAGGAGGAAGCGUCCAGCCAGCGCCGCCUGGCAGAGGACGGCAGCAGGACGGCCACUGAACUGCAGCAGCGCCUCAACUCACAGUCAGCACUGGUGGCUUCCCUGCAGGACCAGGCACAGAAUCUGCAGGCUGCCCUUCAGCAGGCCCAUGAUCAGCUUGGCAUGCAGGGCAAGCAGUCUGAGGAAGUGAAGCGACUCUUGCAGCAGAAGGUUGGCGAGAUGGGUGACACUGAGCAGCAGCUUGAGCUUCGGCUGAGGGAGCUUAGCGCCAGGGAGGGGCGCCUCAGGGAGCUGGAGGCAGAGCUGGCCAGGGUGAGGGGGGACCUGGCUGACUGUCGGGCGGAGGUUACUGGUCUGAGAGCGUCUAUGUCCCGCCUGGACCACGACAAGGACCUUCUCAGUACUGAGCUGGACAGCAAGACGGAGGGCCUUGCAUCCCUGCGGGAGGAGCUGCGGAAGAGGGAGGCGUUGGUGGCGCAGCUGGAGUCGUCUGUCACCAGGCUGGAGGGCCGCCUCGAGGCCUCGGUGUCGGCGGCCACGGCGGCGGAGCGGCGUGGCGACAGGCUGCAGCAGGACCUGGUGGCGACGACCCAGGCCAGGGACGCCGCCAACAAGGAGAUACGGCGGCUGCACAAGGAGCUGAUGGGCCUCACGCAGGAGCACAAGAAGCUUCGCGAGGAGCUGGACAAGUGCAUCACCUCCAAGGACAACUUUAAGAAGAAGGCCCAGGAGUACUGCCGCACCCUGGAGGAGAUGACCCACGUGAUGGCAUCCAAGGAUACUGACCAGUCCGCCCUGAGGAAGCAGUACUUAAGCCUGAAGGAGACGGUGUCCUCCCUGAACUCCCUCAACGCCACCCUGGAGGAGGCGGCCACCACGCGGCAGGAGGAGGUGAACAAGAUGGAGCAGCUCAUGGCCAAGUUCAAGGAGGAGCGGGAGCAGCUCAUCUCACAGGUGAUGGAGGCAAGUCAGCGGAGCGAUGAGCUGGAGGAGGAGUGCCGCAAGCUGGAGCAGGAGAAAUACAAAGUGGAGAAGGACCUGCUGGCCACCCGGGAUAUGGCUAAUAAGCUGGACAUGCGCCGCGGACAGGCCGAGUCAGAGGUGGCACGACUCUCAGCAGCACUACAGAAGGAGACAGAGGAUCGUCGAGGGCUGGAGCACCAGGUGGAGGCGCUGGCCGGGCAGCUGAGUGGAGAGAGGUCAGCCGUGCGUUCACUGGAGGAGACGCUGAACCAGAAGCGCCGCACAGAGUGGUCCUCGGAGGCCAGCAUCAAGCAGCUGGAGGUGGAAAAGAGCCAGUUACAGCGCAAGGUUUCUGAGUUGGAGAGUCAGCUGGAGGAUGAGGUGCGGGAGAGCAAGCGUCUGCGCACUCAGGCGGCAGAGCUGGAGUCCGAGCUGGAGCGGCGGAAGCGGGAGCUGACGGAUGAGCGCUUCGAGCGGGAGCGCGCCAGCCAGGAGCUGCGGCGGGUACAGAGGUUCCGUAGUGUUAGCCAAGCACUUGACGCCCUGGACAGUGGGUCACCGGCUGCCACCGCCACCACCACCCAGGGCACAGGACCCCCACAGGUGGCCCGCCCCCCCUCCCCCCCACAUCCACCGCCACCACAACGACGGAGUGCGUCAGAAUCCCCCCGUCCUGGCCCCUCCACCCAGCAGGAGGAGCAGAGAGGGGCAAUCCGUGCCCCUUCUGUCCCCCUCCACUCCUCCUCCUCAGACACUGGACUGGAGAGGAGUCAGGGAGUGUCUAGCAGCUCAGACUCACACCAUGAGCCGUGGCGUUUGGCCUUCGGGAGCCGGAGCAGACUUGGGCCGCCUCCCUCGGCCAGCCAAGAGAGUGUGGCCCUGCCCCCCCCUUCACAGUCCCAUAGGGCCACCCCUUCACCCCUCAGGGAGGCAAUGACCCUUUCUGUAGCAGCCUCCACCCUCCCCUCCCAUUCUGCAGCACAGGCCAGCCCAUUGUCCACCUCUGCCACCCAUCCCAUCAGGAAGGGACCCUCAUUCUCCCAGAUUACAACCUCCUCCCCAUGUUCACCUCGUGCUGGUACCACCACUACAGCCCCGUCCUCCUUGGGCCCCUCCCCUGCCUCCUCCCAUGCCCCCCUGCCCAGCGUGCGGCCUAAGAACAGGGAGCAGCGGCCCAGCCCCAGUCGCACCGACUCUGACUCCUCACCUUGACCUGACCUGACCCAGCAUUAGCUCUCUCAACCUAGCCUGACUGUUUUAAGUUAAUUUACCAAGAGAUAUUGACCUUCCACUUUCCUUCCAGGCCACCCCUCCCAUUGUCCCACUCCUCAUCCCUCCCCCCACGCAGAGCCCCUUCCCUGCACCCAAAAGUAGAUAAGGCUUGCCAGUACACACACUACUUCUUGUGUACAAAUUUGUUUGGAUACAUUCCAUGUAGAACCUUCAUGUCUGUCUGUUUGUCUUUUAGAAACUGUCCCUCUGUCACAGUAUAUAGCUAUACAUGUAUCGUCACUAGUUUACGUCUAUGUGCACACACCCGUGUGUAAUGUAUUCAUUCACACAUGCCAACUGUUUGUCUUUCAAUUUUAGAAUGACAUCCUUCCAUCAUGAAUUUUGGAAUGAUUCUUGUAACUGUUAAGUCACCCUUGUAUCUUGACUGUCUGACUCUGAUGUAACCGUAUUUAAAUCACUCAUCCACCACCUCCACCACCACCACUUUUACUCCACCAACACCAUCACCAACAGUAAUGACCAUCACCACCACUAUUCCUUGGUACUCAGCUGCCUUCAACAGUAGUCUUUGCUAGAAUGCUUAACUAACAGAGGUACAUUCUAUUACCUAUCAUUUUCCCGUGCCUUGACUAAUUUAAGUUGUAUUGUAAGUUUUUUUCUAAUUUCAAUAUGACAGUGUUAAAUUUUCUUGUGAUAUUGUUAGAUUUCCCUUUGAAUUCUAUGACUGAGCAAAACUUUAGCAUUGGAUAUAUCCUCUAUUUUGUGUACCAAAGAUAGUUAGGAGGAAUAUAUUCAGCGUAAGUCUUUCACCUUUGCAAAUCAUCAUAUUAUUCCUGCUAUUUCUACUUUCAGGCAUUUUCUUCACCCUCAGAUGAAAAUGAUAAAGCCCCCUCAUUUCUAGGCUAAAUUUCUUCUGCCUGGUUAACAUGUCUCAUCACCACAUUGUUCCCAUCUCUUCUAGGUUCGAAUUUCGCUCUUGUAAGACCAACCGACCGCCUUGCUCUCAGGCCAACACUCACACCUGCUUUUCCGUGGCGGGGUAACAAAUGUCUCGUGUGGAGGUGCGAGUGUGAAGGAGAGUACGCAGAGUUUGUUCACCACUUUGUAUGCAGCCUUCCUAUAAAUGCUCAUGUUAAGGGAGAUGCCUGAGGUAUAAAAAUGAACUAGUGUUAAAGUGUUGAUAAGUAUUCUUUAUUUUGACAAAGGUUUUUUACACUUCACUUCCAGUUAUUGCUCGUGCUAGACAGAAAGCAAAUCUAGAAGGCUCGGCCGGGGUACAAAAAUGAACUAAUGCUAAAGUAUAGACAAGCAUUCUUUAAUUUGAUGAUAGUUUUUUUGUUUUUUUGUAUUUGUUUUUGUACUUCACCUCAGUUUUCUAGUUCAAUCUUUUUACCAGCACAAGCACUAAUUGGAAGGGUGAUCAUGAACUGUCAAACACUUCAAUUUUCAUAAGCGCUAUCAAAGACAAGGAGGGAGUGGACGAGAGUGGGGAGGUGACGGCUUUUGAGGGAGUGAGGAGGAGCAGCCGUCCGAUGAGAGGAGAGACGGAAGGAGUGGUAUUGAGGUCACGCGGAAGAAUGAGUCAGCUGCUUGGUGUGUGAAGGUCUACUUUUGGCUAUAGUUUUAUAUAAUCAAAAGUAAGGCUAAGUUUUAUAUAGAGGCUAACAGUAGUAAAGAAGAAAUAAUUUUGUAAUCGGUAUGUCAUUUUUGUCCUCUUUUAUAUGAUGUGCUUUUUUCCUAAGUUAUAAUGUGUUCUGUAUCCAUGGAAUCUGUAUAGGGUUGGCUUGUGCAUGUGUAUUUAUCUUUACUAGAGUUUGGUAUGUAUAGUGCUCUGUUUAAAUAUGUAAGAGCUGGUGGUGGGGUGAGUAGUUACCAUGCAGAGUAGAGAAGAGGAGGGAGAGCACUGAAUAGAUAUGUGGAGGUAGAGCUGUAGGCAAUGAGUCUUGGCAUCGAGAGAGUGUGAGGGGAAGGGGGAGGGGGAGGCUGUACAUGUGAAGGAAGGGAAGGGUAAGGGUUGUUUAUAGAUUGGGUACGGAGAACCAUUACUAUUCCUUUGUGAUAGAGGAGCCUUGUGAUGUGGAGACAUUAUUAGCCUUAGAUGAAGUGAAGAUGAUUGGUUGAAAGUAUGUUGAGAUAAAGGAAGAACAAAAGUAGAUGUUUGAACAGUGCAUAUAAAGGAAACUGAAGGACUACAUUGCUUGUGUGCUGAGUGUUUCAUGUUGUUACUAAGGGCUGUUCCUAAUGGCUGUUUGCCUAAAGAAAAUGACUGUAGUACAUAAGCCUUUGAAGUGUGCUUUUUUAGGGAGCUUAAUAAUUAGAUUUCUAAUGUGCUCAAAGUACCAGUCAGUCAACACCAAAGUCUGUUGCUUUUGGUGGAAUAAGAGUUCAGUAGGUCUAUAAUUGCCAGUCAACUAUCGUAAGGGACAUGAGUUUUCUGAAUCAGCCGUGUCAGGUGAUGCACGUUUGCAAUAUGUGUCUUGAUGCCAGUGAGUGUCAGUGGUUCCUGGUGCGCAUUAGCCGUGAUGUGUGUGUGCUGACAGGGAGGUGACAUCACGGAUCCUGAGCAUAGUGUGUGGGGACUUGACAAACACAGAUUGGCCGGAGGGUGGGAUGUGGCCUACAUAAGGAAGUAUCCAACUUUUACUGCCAGGAAUUAGCAAAUGUGGUGAGUAUUGUCUUACAUAUGUUUUUCUUUGAGAUUUAUCAUUUAAUUUAAAAAGGCUCCUUCUGUUCAUUUACCAUGCAGAGAUAACUUAACUUCUUGAUGUUCUCACUGAUGGAAUAAGUAAAUCAGUAUGGCAGUACAUGUACCAAGGUUGCAGCCACUUUUUAAUUUUAUUUUUCAUGUUUGGAAGCCAAUUUUUAACAGCUCAUUGAUAGGCUGCAGGAUAUUUGAUUGUGUCCUUGAUGAUAAUGAAGUGAGACUCAAACUAUGUAUGUGUGACAAGAGUACUUAGAUGGUGUACAAGGUUCCUUAUUUCAUUAUGUUGUCUUUAUCAUUUCUUGAAUGUGGUCGCACUCCAGGUUAAAAGUAGAAACAGGGUGAUCAUUAUUGUGACUUAUUUAUCUACUUACUAAUUAUAUGCAUACAUUUUCAUUAAUUUCAACUUGAUGGGUUCAGGUAGCUGAAAAAUUACUUAGACAUUUGCCACUGGAGUUAGUUAUAUUUUGCCAUUUGGCAGGACUCUGAGAUGUCUCUGCCUGAUGGUGCUGUGUGUGCCCUUAAGAGAUGCUGGACAUCCUUUGCCUGCUUGAAGCCUCGUCAUGUAAGCGCUCACAACCAAAUUUAGCACCCGACGCCAUGCCACAAGACUUGUUUAUGUAGGAUUGAGUAACAAACAUAGAUUGAACAUGACUCGGUUCACGUUAGAGACUCAGAGGUGACAGACAAAAAAAGAAACGCACAAAGUCGUAUGACAGUUCUUUUCUCAGAACAUUUAGAUAGCACAGGAUUUUUAACACUUAGGGGAAUAUCCUCACUGAAAGUGGUGAUAAAGGUUUAUACAAAACCGCCAUCUUUGAUAGUUUAAAUAAAAUGCUAAUAUAUUUUUGUAAGUAAAAAGAACAAUGUGUCAACGUUUUUACCAGAA
This is a messenger RNA of Eriocheir sinensis (Chinese mitten crab), 9213 nucleotides long. RefSeq names its product centrosomal protein of 135 kDa-like. The record is from RefSeq and is a predicted model, not a curated record. The transcript is spliced from 28 exons. NCBI's taxonomy places the organism in Eukaryota, Metazoa, Arthropoda, Malacostraca, Decapoda, Varunidae. Bases 242 to 5602 code for a protein of 1786 amino acids.